AUGGUACAGGCCUUCUCGCUUCUGGCAGUGGGAACGUCACUAAUUGGCACUCUCUUGAGCUUCUCCGAGUUUUUCAAGGAGCAACUUAUCAAUCUGUCAUGGCGUUCUUCCUCGUCACAAAUAGUAGAGCAGAAACCAAACAAAUUCUUUGAGCUAAGAAAAUGGUGGGGAAGAAAUAAAAUCAACAUCACAGCGACAGCGAUGGUCAUCGCUCCAUCUCUCUUUGUGUCUACUACAGUUUCAGACUCGUUUUCUGCUGCCACGGAAUUCGCUGGCGGUUACUGUAUGACAUUGCUAUAUGGGGUUCUUCCACCAGCAAUGGCAUGGGCUAUGCAUAGCAGAGAAUCUGAUGAAACUGAUCAGAAUACAAUAUCAAGAGCAAAGCCUGCACUUCUUGGGGUGGGACUAUUCGCUUGUGGGAUAGUGGUGCAACAAAUUCUGCAAGAUCUCAUAACGUUGCAUUAAAAAGUGCACAAAACUCUUACUACUACUGUACUUGACGAAAAUCAAACACAGUUUGUCACAUGUAUAGAAAGAUAUCAUUUUCGUGAUUUGAACUAUGAUAACACUGCACUAAAACCCAUACUCAUGUUGCAUUAUGGAAGACAUUAAGCAAG
This is a messenger RNA of Ilex paraguariensis (yerba mate), 617 nucleotides long. Lineage: Eukaryota; Viridiplantae; Streptophyta; Magnoliopsida; Aquifoliales; Aquifoliaceae. The record is from the annotation of a GenBank genome assembly.